Molecule: messenger RNA, 3595 nt
Organism: Triplophysa dalaica
Lineage: Eukaryota; Metazoa; Chordata; Actinopteri; Cypriniformes; Nemacheilidae
Gene: gemin4
Product: gem (nuclear organelle) associated protein 4
Exons: 2
Coding region: 327-3515 (1062 amino acids)
Biological process (GO): rRNA processing; spliceosomal snRNP assembly
Cellular component (GO): SMN complex
Source: RefSeq, a predicted model, not a curated record
UAAAGAGAAUGAUAAAAUACUUUUUCAAUCGAUUAUGUAAAUGAGACACCGCAUGGGGGCGCUAAAGAAACAGCGACGUCCUUCUUUCACUUUGACACGGAAGCACACACACAAGAAUUCCUCGUUUGAAUUCUUACACGAUGGGUGGUUUGUCACGCAUCGCUCUUUGAUAUUACGAUUUGCCUAUAAACGUAAAACGUGAAAAGGGUUAAAAUAAACUGAGACAUUACAGAAGCAGAACUUACAUUUUACAGCGCGGUCAUUCAGUGGAGAUGAGUUAAGUUUGCGUUAACUUACUUUAGCUGGUGUCAUUUCUUCAAGCAACAAUGGACCAAGAACCAUGGCUGAGCUGUGAGAAGACUGCUGUGCUGCAGGGUGGAUUCCUACUGGCCAGUCAGAUCUGCGAACCUGAGCCACUCUCCUCCCUGAAAAAAGAGGACUGGAAUCAGAUUGGAAGUCCAAUUGUAAACGCAGUCAAAGAGAUAUGUGGACAUCCACUGAAACACACCAAAGACACACUCUUCUGGAGAAAGAAAAUUAUCUGUAUCGUGUGGAGUAAGCUCCUAGAGAUUAGGAACACAGAAGACAUUGAUAUUAGAUGGAAGGAUGACCCAUUAUUUGCUGUACAGAACAGUCUUCCUGACAUUAAUCAUACCUUAUUGUUCGAGUUGGUCAAGUCAAUGAGCUUCUCAACUAUCUAUGUGGAGCUGCUGAUGUGCUUUCAACCUUCUGAACGGUGUAAAGAGCUUGAGCUGCUGGUUAAUCAUGUGAUAAGCAACAGCACCGAAGCAGAUGUCAAACUUUUUAUGGAGGUGUGGUGGGAGCUACUGAAGGGGAGGAGAGGACCUCUUGAUACGCUAGACCAGCUUUUUACAAUUCAAUGUUCACGCUUGUUGACAUCCACAAAAGAGCCAUCACCACUGGCAUCAAAACGAUUCAAACCCGACCCAGAAUCCUCCUCCACGUGUAUGUUAAAUGUGCUCUUUGAAGGGCUGAGGGAAAUUAAAGAGCGUUUGACUUCCACUGAGUUUUGUUACUUUGCCCUCUCAAAUUGCCUGGACACACUCUACACCUGCUACCUUUUAAACAGUGCAUCAGACCUCCCAAUAGAACUUAAACUCCAAAAUGUGUCUUGCACAGUGAAGCUCAGAAUGAAAAAUGAAUCGGUGGAUGGAUUUGAUUUGGUUGAGGUCAUACGUGAGGUUGAGAGAGACCUCGCUGCCGCUCUGACUCCUGCUGAUACAAAACCAUGUGGAAUGACAUUCAUCCAAACCAUGCAAAUUACACUGGAGAUUAUAUGCUCAUGGGAGGUUUUGGGGCUUUUGAAGACGCCCAUCAAUGAUCCGAGUGCUAUAUCAAUCCGUCUGAAGGAAAGCCUGAGUAGAGUUCUAGCAUCUCUAGAGAAGCUGUCUCAUGCUAAGGACCUGAUUGGUAAUGGACAGACUUUGAAUAAUCUGAGAGUUAGUUUAAAAGGAUUACUGACCUCUUUAUCAUUCAAUGUCCCUGAAAGCUCUACGGCAGAAUUAGCAAAUAUUUCCAUGGUCAUCAUAGACAAUCAUCUCAAUGGAUUUCAAGGCCUUCCUGAACUAUUCGCCUCCAAACUCAGCCAAGAUUUCAAUGAGGCUGAAUGGAUCGAGUGCCUUGAGAGAAAUAAGAGCAUGUUCCAAACCAAACAUCUCGUGAUGACGUUGAUCUCCACACUCAUAGCUAAAAGUCAAAGCGAUGCUGACGUGCAGCACUGCAAAAAGCUGAAGGAUGUUAUUGUGGACAUAUUCUGCCAGCUUUCCCUACCCGAUAAAAAUUCAACUCUUUCUCAAAUACUCUCCAUCUCCAAAAAAGGCCUUCACGGGUUCCUGCCCAGUUCUGUGACUGCAGGCUUUGCCGAAGAACUCAAUUUAUCCUUCAACAGUAUCAUUCAAAGCGGUACAAACAGCAGCCUCGAUGCAGCAGUCUCUGCUGUGGCCCAAGUAGCUUUCCAAAACCCUGAAGCCGCCCUGCGUCGAUGCUGCCAAAUGGCUGUGGUCAACCUUGGAUCUCACACCCUGAUCGCUAAGAUCCUUCAGCAUCUCCCCGGUCUCAUAUCCUCACCAAACGUUCACAAAGACACCAGAGACAACCUCAUGUGUAGAUGUCUGCAAGACACGGUGUGGAGCAAGUUAUCUUCAACUCAAGAGGAGAACCAGUUCCUCCAGUUUGUGACUGAGCUGAUGAAGUGUAACCUUAUUGGAUCUGAAGGAGAAAAGCAGAGUUUUCUUCCUCCCCAAGAGGUUUUGCGUGUGUUUGUCCAGCCGUACCUCUUUUCUGCCAGCUCAUGUAACCUGGAGUUGUGUCUGCGUCUUUUGCGGUCCACCCUGACCCAGGACAGUCAGAGUGAAUCUGUACAUUGGGUAAUGAGCUGUUCUCCGUUUCCACUUCUUUACUGUUUAGCACAGCUGUUGAAUGAAUGCUGUAGAUGCUGGGAGCCGCCGGUAGAGGGCGACACACCCCUUUUAAUAGAAUCCAAAGAGUUGCUUUUAUCCAUCGUGCACACUUUGGGGACAAUCGUUGGGAAGGAGGUUGUCCGUGCUCCUAAUGACUGGUCCAGAGCUCUUUUUUGGCUUUACAGUCAAGUCGAGGAACUCGAUUGGACCGUGCGUCUUUGCCUGAAGGAAGUUUGGGGAGAACAUUUCAAGUAUGAAGCCCCAAACUCGCUGUUAGCUGUGUGUGAUCUUCCUGAACAAGAGUGGUCUGGCCUUCACUUGCCUCAGUAUGGACAAGGCACUGGACUUUUAGCAUGGUUGGAGUGCUGCACUCUGUCAGAUAGUGUUCACAAGACAAUGAUGGAUGCUCUCUCUCUAAACCUGCUGAAACCAGAUGAGGUCAACAUGUUUAGCAAAGGCUUGUUAGUGGCGGUGUCUCAAAUCCUCCCCUGGUGCACUGCCGGGGAAUGGGACAGACUUUUAAAAGUAUUACAAGAGCUCUUACAAUCCAACAAGCUAUACGUACCCUUCUCUUUAGAGUACGUCGACUUUCUCCCAUUACUUGAUCUCAGAUCGUUCUCCGUCGAAUUGCGUCUUUCAGUGUUCCUGCUGCGAAUCUUCCAGCUACUGUGUAGUCCCAGCUGUUCUGAUUGGCUGUUGCCUAAAGGCUGGGUGCAUACAGGACGUCUUUAUGCCACCGCGAUGAGGGGCGUCAUCAAUGUGGUCUGUGAGAAGUUGCCUAUGCCAUCCACCACAGGGUCACCUAAAAGUACUGUGGAGAAAAGUGGAGCUUGCAGUCAGGAGGUCCUGUUUGUGUUGGGUCAGUUAUUCUGUCACGUACUGCACGUACAGGUGAUGAUACCAGGCCAGCCAGAGGCACUGUUUCUAUGUGCCCUGGAGAUUCUGACUCACUAUGAAGCCGUGCUCUCUGCGUUUCCAGACAGCUGCACCGCCCUGCAGGGACUCAACACACGACACUUCUUCACUACAAUCGCAGACAAUUUGCAGUGCACCGAUAUGAAAGCUGUUCUCCACCAGAAGAUAGCUCAGCUAUGAAAUCACACUUGUACAACAUCAUUUUGAUCUGAUUUUCUUUUGUUCAUGACAGAAUAGUAAAUAAACACUUGUGCAUAACA